AUGGGUUCACUGUCCUUGCCAGGCUCUGCAUCAAUCGUCACAAAAGUCAAAGGGCCAAAAAGAAAAGCCAGAAAUACCAGCAUCUCCAAAGAGCAGUUCGAUCCAUUCGAUGGUCCAAAAUCUAAGAAAGAUUUUUUUAGAAAACAAACGGGAAAAGGGCAAACGUCGACCCCAUUCCCCGCCUUCUCCCCAUUCCCCGCCUUCUCCUUUCCUCUCUUUGCCUGUGAUUCCCCUCUCCCCCUGCCUUUCCCUUCCGCCGCUGCCCUGGUCACUGGGACGCCCAGCACCUCAUCUGGAGCAGACGCCAUCGACUCCCUUUCUCAUCUUCCCCUUUUCUCACUCUCUCUCAUUGUGUUUCCUCUCCCCCUCGGCCCUCCCUUCUCCCCCACCUUCUCCCUUUGUCGGUGCCCCAGUCGCCGGAACGCCCAAUACAUUAUCUGGAGCAGAUGCCAAGUUGUCACCGGAACCCCCUCUCUCGACCUCGGCAGAAGCAGACGACUGAAGCCUCCCGCUGUCAACUGCUGGAAGAAGCCGUCGGGGUUCACCACCCGACGUUCCCCUGAUUUUUGGCAUCUGCUCCUACAUUAUUUGGCGGACCUUCCCCACUGUCAUAAACAAGCCGCCGGAGUUCACCAUCCAAUGUUCCCCCAAUUUCUCGUGGCUAUGUUGGUGGAAACACGAAGUUGUAUAUGUUAAAUUUUGACAUACUUGUUGAUAUCUUUUUAUGUGGUCUUUGCCUUGUACGGGAGAUUAGUGGUGGAAGUUAAACAUUUGUGGCAUGUAUGGGUUCACAGUUUUUUUUGUGUUUUAUGCUUACACUAACAAUUACACUAGUUGAUAUCUUUUUUUGUGGUCUUUGCCUUGAGAUUGUCCAUACACAGUGAGUAUGUGAUAUAUCUACGUAGUUUGAUA
Nymphaea colorata (pocket water lily) is the source of this 912-nucleotide messenger RNA. RefSeq lists its product as uncharacterized. Lineage: Eukaryota; Viridiplantae; Streptophyta; Magnoliopsida; Nymphaeales; Nymphaeaceae. Bases 1 to 696 code for a protein of 231 amino acids. The record is from RefSeq and is a predicted model, not a curated record. The transcript is spliced from 4 exons.